This is a messenger RNA of Sparassis crispa, 300 nucleotides long. RefSeq lists its product as hypothetical. The record is from RefSeq and is a predicted model, not a curated record. Lineage: Eukaryota; Fungi; Basidiomycota; Agaricomycetes; Polyporales; Sparassidaceae. Bases 1 to 300 code for a protein of 99 amino acids. The transcript has a single exon.
AUGGGAACUCCACCGGAUGCAAAGAUCACUAAAGAGGACGUUGGUUCACUUCACCGUCACACCCUAACAUCUCUCGCUCACGAUGCCGUCAUGCAGAUCCAAGUCCCUGAACUCCACGAUAGUCCAAGUCCAAAAUCUGAUCAGAUUUUGGACUUGGACUUCACAGUUGGCUCCUAUUAUCGACCAAAUAAUGUGAUGUUUGACUCGCUGGCGCUCAUGCAGGAGGGCGCUAUCACAUAUUUGAGAUUAAUGCUCCAGGUUAUGCUGGCAAAGAAACAUAGCAUCGGAAUUGAAGGGUGA